CCUAACUGACCGACUGACCUUUUGCUCACCAUGCCUGGGGAAGUGAUUGAUCGUCCGAAUCCGCAGCCGGCUCCUUCAAAUAUCCCCGACUAUGUCUCUGACCUGCUUGUUAAGUUGGAAAAGCCAACCUUGGCUAACAAGACGAACGAUAUCAUUGCAAAGUAUAGACGUGCGGCCAACUAUAUUGCUGCCGCCAUGAUCUUCCUACAGGACAAUGUCCUGCUAAAGCGAGAUCUCAAGUUCUCCGACAUCAAACCAAGACUGCUAGGUCACUGGGGCACAUGCCCAGGACUCACCUUGGUAUAUUCCCACCUGAAUAUCUUGAUUAGGGAGCAUGAUCUUGAUAUGAUAUAUGUCGUCGGUCCAGGACACGGUGCCCCAUCUAUUUUAGCCAAUCUUUGGCUGGAGGGUUCCCUAACAAAGUUCUAUCCGGCCUGUUCCCAGGAUUCUGCAGGAUUAGCCACGUUGAUAAGCGGCUUCAGUACAACCGGUGGCUUCCCUAGCCAUAUCAACGCUGAAACUCCCGGUGCUAUACAUGAAGGUGGCGAGCUCGGCUAUGCAUUGAGUGUCAGCUUCGGGGCCGUUAUGGACAAUCCUGAUCUCAUCGUCACAUGCAUUGUAGGCGACGGAGAGGCUGAAUCCGGUCCCACUGCCACCGCAUGGCACGGUUACAAGUACAUUGACCCAGCAGAAUCCGGAGCCGUCCUUCCUAUUGUACAUGUCAAUGGCUUUAAAAUCAGCGAGAGAACCAUAUAUGGUUGUAUGGACGACAAAGAGAUGGCCGCGCUCUUCACGGGCUACGGCUAUCAGCCAAGAGUCGUCGAUGAUUUGGAUGAUAUCGACGCAGAUCUCUCUAGUUCACUCGAAUGGGCACUUUCUGAGAUCAAACGCAUCCAAAGCGCUGCCAGGAGUGGGAAGCCCAUCAUGAAGCCCCGAUGGCCUGUCUUGAUUCUUCGAACCCCCAAAGGAUGGUCUGGCCCAAAAAAGGUCCACGGCCAAAUUGUCGAGGGUUCAUUCAAAGCACAUCAAGUCCCUCUCGCGGCCGCAAAGACUGACCCAGAAGAACUGAAAAUGCUCCAAGACUGGCUGUUGUCCUAUAAACCGGAGGAGCUCUUCAAGGAGAAUGGGGAUGUUAUUGACGAGAUCAAGUCCAUCAUUCCUGAGAACCCAGAGCGACGACUGGGUCAAAAUAAAAAGUGCUACAAUGUAUAUGAGGGACUGAAGCCCAUGGACUGGCGGAAGCUUGCAGUGAAGAAAGGCUCCUCUGAAAGCUCCAUGAAACAGGUGGGAAAGCUAUUAGACCAAGUCGUCCAGGACAACCCCUCGACGUUUCGGAUCUUCUCACCCGAUGAAUUCGAAUCCAACAAACUCGACGCCGUCCUCAACUCGACUGGUCGGAACUUCCAGUGGGACCAGUUCUCCAAUGCCCAGGGUGGUCGGCUGACUGAGACUCUGUCUGAGCAUCAAUGUCAAGGCUGGAUGCAGGGAUACACGUUGACUGGACGAGUGGGCUUGUUUCCUAGCUAUGAAGCCUUCCUGGGUAUCAUCCACACCAUGAUGGUGCAGUACGCAAAGUUUGGUAAAAUGGCACGCGAGUUGACUUGGCGCAAAUCAAUCGGCAGUAUCAACUACCUGGAGACGUCCACUUGGACUCGGCAAGAGCACAACGGUUUCUCGCAUCAAAAUCCCAGCUUCAUUGGAGCAGUCCUCAACCUCAAACCCGACGCUGCAAGAGUGUACUUCCCGCCGGAUGCCAAUACCUUCCUGUCUACCAUGGCGCACUGUCUUCAGUCCAAGAGUUACGUGAACCUGAUGGUCGGCAGCAAGCAACCUUCGGCGGUGUUCCUGUCGGCAGAUGAAGCAGAAAACCAUUGUCGUGCAGGCGCCUCAGUCUGGAAGUUUGCCAGUACCGACGACGGCUUGAAUCCGGACGUCAUUCUCGUGGGCAUCGGAGCUGAAUUAACGUUUGAGGUUAUUGCGGCGGCAGACCUGCUUCGGAAGAAGGCACCAGCGCUUCGGGUGCGAGUGGUCAAUGUGACGGAUCUUAUGAUCCUCGGCGCGUCUAGCAGUCACCCCCAUGCCCUGUCCGACGACGCAUUCGACGCCCUCUUCACUUCCGAUGUGCCCAUCCAUUUCAACUACCACGGAUAUGCAAACGAGUUGAAGGGCUUGCUAUUCGGGCGGCCGAACUUGAACCGAGUGACAAUUGCAAGUUACAAGGAGGAAGGCUCGACAACCACGCCAUUCAACAUGAUGCUGUUGAACGAGACCAGUCGGUAUCAUGUGGCGAUUCAGGCCGUCAAAGGCGCAGCGCUGUCCAAUGACCUAGUCCGCUUGCAUCUUCACGAGCUGGUGAGUGAGCUCGAGGGGGAGAUCAAAAAGACGCAGAGGUUUAUCGUCGAGGAAAAGACAGGUAUGUUGACUCAUGUCCCACAGUUACAGUCUGGCUUACCUUUUUGAUGCAGACCCGGAACAUUUGGGCAAUGUUGGCCUGUUCAAGAACGACUCCAGCUCUUUGAGCGAGGGCUAAUACUCGGGUAUCUUGGAAUGGGAAACGGGAGGGAGGCCAUCUCGAUCAAGUUUCACUUUUCUUGGACCAUGGUGUUGAGAAUGUCGUAGAGUCCUUGGGAAUUAGCACCGCAUUUCGUAUGGGCACAGUCCGAUCACUCAAAACAGAUGGUAAUGCCAACAUCUUGAACCUGAUCGACCCAAUCACUCUGCCUGUCACAAUCCUUGUUUCAAAGUAGCAUAGUCACGAUGCGGUCUUUGACCAUGGUACUCCGGACAAGAGACAAUUUGGGAUAUUUGUAGAGGCUGUGACCUCGACGACGGAUGUAUGUUCACUAAAAUGGUCUCCCAAGACGGUGCAAGGCAAGAUAGGGAAUGGAUAGGAUGGCGGCCGACUUUGGUCAAGGUCAAGAAAAGAACAAGACAGAAAUUAUGCCUGGUCUAGUUCGGAGGAGGUCAGACGCGCUCGACGCCGUACUCGAUUGGGACGAAAAGAGGGGUAUGCUUCGCAGCUCGGCGGUACAAUGGUGGGUGGGUGACCAUAAGCGAUCAGAAGACGACUGUGUCAUGGUUGGCGAGGAUGAAUAUCGAGAUGGCGAUGCAUUACCACCUGAAGAUCUCGAGUUAGUUUCUCAGAGGGUACUUGUAAGGGAAGAAACACAAUGACAUGUCUCCACUCGCAGGAAAAUGUCACCUGCAACAUAUUUGGUAAUGUCGAGGGAGGAUGUAUAGGACUCGAAACCGCAGUCUGGAC
This is a messenger RNA of Exophiala mesophila, 3262 nucleotides long. RefSeq lists its product as hypothetical. Lineage: Eukaryota; Fungi; Ascomycota; Eurotiomycetes; Chaetothyriales; Herpotrichiellaceae. The transcript has 2 exons. Gene Ontology annotation, molecular function: aldehyde-lyase activity. The record is from RefSeq and is a predicted model, not a curated record. The coding region runs from base 31 to 2460 and encodes 809 amino acids. Gene Ontology annotation, biological process: carbohydrate metabolic process.